This is a messenger RNA of Arachis ipaensis, 2508 nucleotides long. It is a transcript of the gene HDA05, whose product is annotated as histone deacetylase 5. Lineage: Eukaryota; Viridiplantae; Streptophyta; Magnoliopsida; Fabales; Fabaceae. Gene Ontology annotation, biological process: epigenetic regulation of gene expression. Gene Ontology annotation, cellular component: histone deacetylase complex; cytoplasm. Gene Ontology annotation, molecular function: histone deacetylase activity. The record is from RefSeq and is a predicted model, not a curated record.
UAUGAGAUCUUUUGAGAAUUUAGUACUCACUAUAAGUUUAGGACCAUUUUAAUCGUUCAAAUUUCAAGGUAACUUGGUGGUGUUCAACUUUUGGACUCCCUUUUACAGAGAGUGAGUGAGAGAGAAAUUCCAAGUAAAGCGCGCGAUUACUUUGAACUUUGAAGUAGCUGCUCCUUUCGGAAACCAUGAUGGAGUCAGGGAAAGACAACGGCACCAAACUCACCGGUCAACGGCGCGUGGGUCUACUCUACGACGAGAGGAUGUGUAAGCACGAGAACCUUCACGACGGUUACCAUCCCGAAACCCCCAACCGUAUUAGGUCCAUUUGGAACAAGCUUCAAUCCACGGGCAUUACCCAACGAUGUGUGAUUUUGGAUGCUAAAGAAGCUGAAGACAAACAUAUACUGUCAGUACAUUCCAAAAAACAUGUGAAUUUUAUCAAGAAAAUAAGCUCAGAGUCAGAUUCACGGAGGCUUAAGACUGCGUCAAAAUUUGAUUCGAUAUACUUCAAUGAAGGUUCAUCAGAAGCUGCUUAUCUUGCUGCUGGCUCUGCUAUAGAGGUUGUUGAAAGAGUGGCAAGCAGGGAAUUCAAUUCUGCUUUUGCAAUUGUUAGGCCUCCAGGUCAUCAUGCAGAACGUGAUGAACCCAUGGGUUUUUGUCUAUUCAACAAUGUGGCGAUUGCGGCAACGUAUCUCUUAGAGGAACGUCCAGAAUUAGGUAUUAAAAAAAUUUUAAUUGUUGAUUGGGACAUCCAUCAUGGAAAUGGUACACAAAAAAUGUUCUGGAAUGACUCUCGAGUUUUAUUCUUCUCUGUUCACAGGCAUGAAUUUGGGAGCUUUUAUCCUGCAAGUGAUGAUGGCUUUUAUACGAUGGUUGGAGAAGGAGCAGGUGCUGGAUAUAAUAUAAAUGUACCAUGGGAGAAUGGAAGAUGUGGUGAUGCAGAUUACUUUGCAGUGUGGGACCACAUUUUGCUACCUGUUGCCAAAGAGUUUAAUCCAGACAUGAUUAUUGUUUCUGCUGGCUUUGAUGCAGCCAUUGGUGAUCCUCUGGGGGGCUGUCGUGUUUCGCCAUUUGGUUAUUCUGUCCUGUUGAAAAAGUUGAUGAAUUUCGCUGAAGGUAGGAUUGCACUAAUUUUAGAAGGAGGAUAUAACCUUGACUCCAUUGCAAAGUCGACGCAUGCUUGCGUGGAGGUUUUGCUUGAAGACGAGCCUAUUGUUGGUUCAUCUGAGGCCUAUCCAUUUGAGUCCACCUGGCGUGUGAUUCAAGCAGUUCGCCAGGAAUUAAGUUGCUUUUGGCCUACACUUGCUAAUGAAUUGCCACAAAAAUUAAUUUCUCAGAUUGCUCCUCCCCCACAUACUCUUAUCUCAAGCUCCGACUCCGAGACAGAGGAUGACAAGGGUCGGCAGAAUUCAGAUCUUGCAGAGCUUCUACAGGAUGUCAUAAAACCACUUUCUGAGCUGAAGGUUGAUGCAGUUGCCAUGGCUACUGGUAAUGCCAAAAUGGCUCGCUUGAUGGCCCACUUCUUUCCCUCGGAAGACAGUGACGAUGACACCACGGCAACUCCUUCGGUGGAGCCUAUGCCUGAUGCCGUCGGUGAAGGAAUUCGCCAGGUCAUCGACGAAGGUGACGAACAGCCCCAACCUUCUGCUGAAGCACUGCUUCAGAACCUUGCUGUCGACGAGGCGGGCCAGGGUCAGGGGGUGGGGUUCGAAGACGACCCCGAGCUAACCAUUGUAACCAACCCCAAGAAAAGGAAAACAACCCCGGGCUCUAGCAAGACUCUUACUGUCAUGGAGAAGAACUUUGACGCGGGAUAUUUCAUUGACUCCCAGCUCCUUCUGGGCACUGAAGAAUUCUUCCGGGAAGAAGACCUCGCUGCCCAAGUUAGAUGGACUUACCGCAGCCUCCUUCGGGCAGCGGCCAUUGUGAGGAAAAUGGAACUCGUGUUGGCGCAAAGCCAACUCGCGGAAGGUAAACUUAGGGCUUCCCAGAAGGAUAUUUCCAAGUUGAAGGCCCAGGAAGAGUUGCUCAAGGCCCGCCUUGCCGAGGAAGAGAAAAAGGCUGAGGAGAGUGCCACCAAGAUCAACUAUCUGGUGGAUCGCGAUCUCUCUCUCUCAAGCCAACUUAAUAGUGCUCAAGGUCGGGCCACUGUUGCAGAGGCGAAGGUGAAGGAGUUGGAGGAGAAACUUGCCGAGGUCACAAAAUCGGCUGAGGCUGCUAAGCAAGAGGCCUUAGCUUUGAAGAAAAAGAAUAAGGAAAUUGUGAGGGAUGCACGGGGAGUAGUCAAGGCUACCGAGGAGAGGAUUAAAGCUCAGGUCUUUCUCCUUGCUCCCGACCUGGAUACCUCAAUGAUUGGAGCUUUCAAGAUGAUUCAGGAUGGGAAGAUUGUGGAUAUCCUGAGGCAGUGAGAUCUUUGUAAAAAAUGUGAAUCUUGUACUUUUUUGUACUUUGUUGUAUUGGGCCGAUCUGAUGCCCUUGUCUUGAAUGAACAAUUUUAUCUUUAAUAAU